This is a messenger RNA of Caretta caretta (loggerhead turtle), 6649 nucleotides long. The record is from RefSeq and is a predicted model, not a curated record. Lineage: Eukaryota; Metazoa; Chordata; Testudines; Cheloniidae.
CGCGUAUACCCCGCUUCUUCCUCCGCAUUGCAGAUGUGUCAUGGGAACUGUAGUCCCCGCGCUCUGCGCGUGAAUAUCUGCGCGAGGGGCGGCCCCUCCCCCUUCCCCUCCUGGGCUGUGGCCACGCGCGGAGGUUCCGCUUCCCCCUCCGGCUGCUGCCGCCGCCUCCGUGGGUCCCGCUGCCGCCAUUGCAGGAAGCUCGUGCGGCGGCCGCGCCGUGCGAACUAGAGGUCCCGCCCCGCAGCCCCCUUGGCGGCCGGCUCCUUUCCGGACGUGGGAGGAGCAGCGGGCAGUCCCGUCCGCCACCGACACCACUUUCUGCUUUUAGAAGUGCCUUCCUGUUCAACAAAACUUAAUUGGUUCUAACCUUCACUGUGGUUCCCCUGUAUUCCACUGAAACACUAGCUUGCCUGCUUCAGGACAAGUUCCCAGAUACAGUCCAGGCAGUGGGUUGCAUCCUAUCCAGCUUCUGGGCAGAGGCCCAGUGAGAAUUUAUGUGAAUGCUUCAAGUCCUAAUGUUGGGUUAUAACCUGGCUAGGGUUUUGUCUAGCCAUUAAGAGCCAUGUCUGAUAACGGAGAAAUGGAAGAUAAGCCACCAGCCCCUCCCGUUCGAAUGAGCAGUACUAUCUUCAGUUCAGGGGGCAAAGACCAGUUGUCUACCAACCACAGCUUGAAACCUCUGCCGUCUGUACCAGAAGAGAGAAAACCUAGGAACAAAAUCAUCUCCAUCUUCUCUGGCACUGAGAAAGGAAGCAAGAAAAAGGAAAAGGAAAGGCCAGAAAUUUCUCCUCCAUCAGACUUUGAACACACCAUCCAUGUUGGCUUUGAUGCUGUUACUGGAGAAUUCACUGGAAUGCCAGAGCAAUGGGCUCGAUUGCUACAGACCUCAAAUAUCACCAAGCUAGAGCAGAAGAAGAACCCUCAGGCUGUACUAGAUGUGCUGAAAUUCUAUGACUCCAAAGACACAGCAAAACAGAAGUACCUGAGCUUCUCCGCUCCAGAAAAAGAUGGUUUCGCUUCAGGAACACCAGCACCCAAUGCCAAAGGUUCAGAGCCCUCAACAGCAGUAGCAGAAGAUGAUGACGAUGAUGAAGAGGUUCCUCCUCCGGUUAUUGCCCCUCGACCAGAUCAUACAAAAUCAAUUUACACACGGUCUGUAAUUGACCCUAUCCCUGCACCAGCUGGUGACUCUUGUGAUAGUGCUGCCAAGUUGGCUGACAAGCAGAAAAAGAAGACCAAAAUGUCAGAUGAAGACAUUAUGGAAAAGCUACGGACUAUUGUGAGCAUAGGAGAUCCCAAGAAAAAAUAUACCAGAUAUGAAAAAAUUGGGCAGGGGGCUUCAGGUACAGUUUUCACAGCUAUCGACGUGGCAACAGGACAGGAGGUUGCUAUCAAACAGAUAAACCUGCAGAAGCAGCCCAAGAAGGAGUUGAUUAUUAAUGAGAUCUUGGUAAUGAAAGAAUUAAAGAAUCCCAACAUAGUCAAUUUCCUAGACAGUUUUCUUGUAGGUGAUGAAUUGUUUGUUGUGAUGGAGUACCUCGCAGGAGGGUCACUCACUGAUGUGGUCACAGAAACUUGCAUGGAUGAGGCACAGAUUGCUGCUGUUUGCAGAGAGUGUUUGCAAGCACUAGAGUUCCUACAUGCCAACCAGGUAAUCCACAGAGAUAUUAAGAGUGACAACGUACUUUUAGGAAUGGAUGGAUCAGUUAAACUCACCGACUUUGGUUUUUGUGCUCAGAUCACCCCAGAGCAGAGCAAGCGCAGCACCAUGGUUGGGACUCCCUAUUGGAUGGCUCCUGAGGUGGUCACACGGAAAGCCUAUGGCCCUAAAGUGGAUAUCUGGUCUCUGGGUAUCAUGGCUAUUGAAAUGGUGGAAGGAGAGCCCCCAUACCUCAAUGAAAACCCUCUGAGGGCUUUGUAUUUAAUAGCAACUAAUGGCACACCAGAGCUGCAGAAUCCAGAGAAACUGUCCCCAAUAUUCCGGGAUUUUCUAAAUCGUUGUUUAGAGAUGGAUGUAGAGAAAAGAGGAUCAGCCAAAGAACUGUUACAGCAUCCUUUCCUGAAACUGGCCAAACCUCUGUCUAGCUUGACGCCAUUGAUCCUGGCAGCCAAAGAAGCAAUGAAGAGUAACCGCUAACAUUGUUGCCAUGGCCUUCAUUUUUUUUUUUUAAAUCUUUAUAAUAUAUGAAAAUUGUUACUCGUUAGGAGGGGUUGAAAAAAGUCUGCAAAAGGGAAAAACGCUCACCCAGAAGACACUCGAAAUGAAAUAUGGUGACUUUUAAGUAAACCCUUUUUAGGGUCUAAAAGGAAUUGUGGACUGAAUCACUGGUCUUUCACCUCUUUUGCAGACAGGCCAGGAAUCUUGCUUCCCAUGCCUGGGGUUUUAAGUUUUUUGAUGACUUCGCUGUAACAGUUCCCAUUCAUUGUGCCCUCUUGGGUACUUUCAAUACUUGAAUGACAGGUUCAAGCUUUUGGAGAGAGGCAUUAAUUUUAUCUGCUGAUCUUUCCUUCUCCUCCCCUUUUCCUGUCCUCUUUCAAGUUGCAUUGGCCAUCUCCCGUAUGACUAGAUUAACAGCAGGUGUGACAGAAAUGUGAAGGUACAUUUUACCCCUACCCCCUUACCAUACAAUUUAGCUGUGACUGUACUGUAGAAUUAACGACUCAGAUACUUAAAAAAUUAACUUUAAAUGAAAUCUGCCUGUAAGUAGAGUAUAGGGAGAGGGGGAAGAGAAGAGUUCAGCUGUCUUUCUGAUCUGUGGCUGCUCCAGGGACUUCUAAUCCAAGAGAGACACAUCUCAGUGUAGCAAAUUGUGGUGGGUCAGGUUUUGGGAGGUCAGCCUACACAUAUGAGGAAAAGGGAGCAGAUGUUUGAGGAAAGAAACGCGCCCCCCCCCCCAUUGUUUGGUUCCAUUCUCCACUCCUCUCUCCCCCUCCCCUCCCCUCCCCUCUCCCAAACUUCCCUAGACUUGUUGGCCAAGGCAGAAGGGAUGUCUUGUGUGGUGUAGCGGUUGGUCUUAAAACCAAGUGUUGUAUCUAUGCUCUUACUUGGGCUAUGGGAUUUAUGCUGGUGCCUUUGACUUUUUUUACAUUUCCCUCCUUUGUAUCAAAUGAAUUUUUGUAUAUGUUGUAAUUUUAUUCCCAAAAGCAAAUAAUGCAACAACCUUGGAGUUGUCAAGAUUUAAGUAUUAGAGCUAUUUUUUCCAUUUUUAUAUGUGCUCCAUUUCUACUAAUGAAAUCAAAAGAACAAAUAAUUCAUCAGAGCUGAGGAAAAUGAAGAUCCAAGACUCUUUUUUUAUAAUUCAAACAGGAGCUUAUGAACACCUGGGAACACCAAAGUGCUGUUCUAUGGAGAGACAGUCUGAGGCGGGAAAGUAGUUUCACCAGACAUGAAAGGGGCUUACUGGAGUGGCUGAUGCAUGACUGGAGAGAGUCGUCAUGUCAGGAUGACCCCUUCUCCCUAAAGACCUUUUACUUGCUAGGAUGGCAGAAGACAACAUUUAGUGCAAGAAAAAAGUGCUUUCCUAUAAGAGCUAGUGAGUAACUUGAGUUGUUGAGUUCUUGAGAUGGUGCCAACUGAAGUAACAGUAGAAACCAUAGAAGUAUCCUUGGUCCCUGAUUUCAGCCACUGAAAUUGCUGCAUUUAUACCUAUAGAUUAUUUUCAUAAGGAUCAAUUUGUAACUGUAAUGUGCCAGACGAUGCACAUGAAAGAAUAGCCACUAAUUUGGUGCUAAGCAGUUGUGUUGCAUUCCCAACUGGCAGUGCAUGUCAAGCAGAGAGAGUCCGGGUCCUGGGGUGAGAUGAUUCCAUUUGGUGUCUGACAAAUUGCGUAAACCAGAGUUUGACACAUGUUCUUUUUACUGUGGGAAGGCUAUUUUCUUCUGUGUACGAAUAAUUUCAAUAUUUAUAUGCGGAUAGAAAUGGCUGUUCUGGGUUUUGGUAACUGAGAUAUAGCUCUGCCUAGAGCACCUGAACAAAUUAUCUUUCACUUCCUGAGCCUAUAUAUCAUGGAUUUCAUUCUCUCAGAACUUAUCCUUCAACAAAUUGCACUAGCAAAUUGCUGUGUGCCAACAAGAUACCUUAUUCAUGGAGGAAAUAGAAACACCACACUUCAGUCUGACUUCUUGUAAACACUAGUGCAGGGGUGGGCAAACUUUUUGGGCCGAGGGCCACAUCUGGGAAUAGAAAUUGUACAGUGGGCCAUGAAUGCUCACAAAAUUGGGAUUGGGGUGCAGGAGGGGGUGAGGACUCUGGUUGGGGGUGCGAGCUUCAGCGUGGGGUCAGAAAUGAGGAGUUCAGCGUGCGAGAGGGGGCUCCGGGCUAGGGUGGGAGAGUGGGGUGCAGGGGGGAGGUGAGGGCUCCGGCUCGGGGGGUGCAGGCUCUGGGGUGGUGCUGGGGAUGAGGAGUUUGGGGUGUAGGAGGGUGCUCCACACUGGGAUCGAGGGAUUUGGUGGGCAGGAGAGGGAUCCGGGCUGGGAUCGAGGGGUUGGGUCGUGGGGAGAGGCUAUGGGGUGCAGGCUGCGAACGGCACUUACCUCAAGCGGCUCCUGGAAGCAGUGGUAUGUCCCUUCUCCGGCUCCUAUGUGGAGGCACAGCCAGACAGCUUUGCAUGCUGCCCCGUCUGCUGGCACCACCUCUGCGAAGCAUGUAGGAGCCGGAGGAGGGCCAUGCCGCUGCUUCUGGGAGCUGUGUAGUGUGGCCCCCGACUCUGCGCCCCGGCUGGAGCGAUGGAGUGGGGCCAUUCGGCUGCUUCCAGGAGCUGUGUAGAGCAGCCCCAUGCCCUGUGCCUCAGCUGUAGCGCUGGAGCAGGGUAAGCCCGAGACCCUACUCCCCAACAGGAGCUCAAGGACCAGCUUAAAACGGCUCAUGGGCUGUAGUUUGCCCAGCCCUGCACUAGUGUAACAGCUACCAAGCUGAAUUACUUUAACGAGAAGAAUAAAUCAAAAGAAUACGCAGCCCACUAGCCAUAAAGCACUAGAAUGCUUCAUUCCAAGGAAGUGUCAUGUCAUGGGCUGAAUACUCUAGAUCUGCUUCCCCUCUUACAAACUUUUUAUGUACUGAAAGCCAUAAACAGUAGAAUGGCAGUGGCCUGGUUUCAAUACAUGUGACUCAAAGUGAAAGAUUUUCCUGUCCAUAGGGAGAAGCAAGGAGUACUGGAUUAUCUUUUCUUUUCUCAUCAGUGGCUCCCUGUUUGUCCAUUGCUGGCAAUGGACUUUGUGAAAAUCAGACUCCUAGUGCAGCAGUAUAACUUGGCUUUCCUUGCGCCUCUGCUGCGUGCUACCCCCCCCCCCCCCACGCCCAGGUAGCAAAACUUAGUCUACCAUAUAAAUAUAAUUUUUUUCUGAAAUUAGCAGGUAAACUUAAAAUCAUGAAGUAAUUUUAACUUAUUAAUUCAGUCUUAUUGAUAAAGAAAACUUCCUUCUGAUCUUGCAAUAGCAAAUCUGUCUAGAUCAGUAUCUGUAUCUCUUUAAGGGCUGACUUCUAAACUUUUAAUUCUUUUAAAAAAAUAAAUAAAAAAUAAACCUCAACCAGGAGUUACCAAAAUGCAUCCUAUUGCUUCUCAUGUGGCCUAGAGUACUGUGAACUACAGUUAAAAAGCGCACAAGAGUGCCCCUUGUAUGUAUAUGAUUCUACAAUAAGGUUUCUUUUGCUCCUGUUGCCAGAAGGUAAUCAGGACAAAGGAGAGAGGUCAAGGAAAGAGCAGAAAUAUUGGGAACAUUUUAAUUUCUGCAGCAAAGUGAGGGAAAAUAGUUAAGUAGAGUCAGUAAGCUGGCAAAAAAAGUCAUAGGGAAGUUGCUGCUCUGUGCUUCAUUGUGUAACCAUUGUGCAGUUUGCAUGUCAGUAGGUUGGCCAUCAGUCUUCUAACUGAACAUGUUACAUAUGUCUUCCAAGUGUCCAUUUUUCCCAUGAAGGACCAGGUUAGAACUGAGACUAGCUCAUUUGUUCUCCCCAGCCCAGAUGAAUAACAAGUGCAGGUGAAGAGAGAAUAGUCAGAGUUUGAGUGGAUGCCGAAAGCAAAAUACCGCUUCGGAACAUGGCAGAAUUCCCAGAUCUCUAGGUAACCGCAGAUGACAGGCACAAUCACAAAUAUGCAUAUGAAUAAAUGCAACAGUGGCACAACACAAUAGUUAGUCGGGAGUAGAGAUUGGCAGCGUACUGUUUUGAAAGGAAGUGAACAGGCAAUGUUUGUCUUCUAGGAUUUUUUUAGCACAGAACUUGGAAUAAACCUGACUUCUCACCAAGUAGACAUGCUUGCUCACACAUGAGGUCACACAUUCCCAUCUGAAUAUUCACUAUACAAGUAGAUCUGUGCUGAGUAGUUGCAAGAGAUGUGCUUCACAGCACAUCAGAGUAAUUGAACUCUGCUGUCAGAAAAGGGUGGAAAAUCAAGGAUACUGUUAAAGGUCUUUAUAGCUGGAAUUGAAAAACCUCUCUGGUCUGCUUUCUCUCUCUCCUUCGCUUUGCCAGAUGGAAAUGGAUGUAGGUUCAAGCUUUAUUUUUUAUUACUGUACGCAGAUUUUAAUGUUUUCUUUUGUUUAAUUUAAUCUCAUUCUGUUAUUUAAUUGUUUCUGCGAUAUUAACUACUGUAUUUGAUUACUUUGUUUAUUAACUUUGUUCUUUCAGGGCUAGAAAUAAACUUUUUAAAAUGUU